GAUCUUGAGUUGAUAAACCCUUUUGAGACAAAAGUCGAAAAGUCGGUCAGUGAGUGAAGUGAAUGGCCCCUUGCAGUUGUGACUUUCCAAGGGACAAUAGAAGAGUUCAGUGUCUUGUUUUUCUUCAAUUUUCUCCGUGAAAAGCUACAUUUUUGGCCGAAUAAAUGUCAGGUGCAUGAAGAGGAACAACCUGAGAACACUGAGGAAGAAGAGAUGGUUUCCAUCGAAAGUGCUGGCCAGAAGUUGUCAUAUUGUGAAAUUGAAUCCCUGUGGCAGUUGUUCAAUGCUGGAUCUACAUCUAAUGACAAGAAGCAUGAGAUUGAGGCCAGACUGAGGCACUUUCAGCUUCAGGAGAAUGCCUGGCAGCAGUGUCUGCCGCAUUUGGGGGACUUUGGGGCUUCGGUGUGGUUCUUCAAUGCCUCGACGGUGGAAGUGGCAAUCUGUCGGAUGUGGGAGCAGCUUCCGGUGAGCGCGAGGAAUGCUAUAAGGGCAGGUUUGUGGAGUGUUUAUUUGAAGGUUGGAGGAGAUUUGAGGUUUCAGAGGAAUAAAUUGGCACAGUUGAUUGCUCUGAUGGGGAAGAGGGAGUUCCCCCAGGAGCAUCCUAGUUAUGUGAGUGAUGUGAUGAGUUUGCUGAAGGGAAAUUUCUUGCUGGGGAUUGUCCUUUUGAGGACAACUUCGGAGGAAGUGACCAGCACGAAGGAGGAUGUGACGAGUGAGAGAAAAAGACAAUUUCAGGGCUGUGUAGCUAUUUGUGUUCCGGAAAUAUUUCGUGUGUUGAAUAGAUUCCUCUCGGUGAGCCUGCACAGAAUGUCCCGGAAUGGUCAGGUCGGUCAGGUGUUCCUUGAUGUUGGAAGUGAGGUUAAAUUGGAUGAGUUUGAGAGGAAUUUUGAGAGUGCCAGUUUGGAAUUGCUCUCCUGCAUUCAGCAUUUGUUUUCGUGGAUUCCUCUUGAGCAUGUACUGGAUGAUUUCCUUCUGGGUGGGCUCUUUGAGCUGGCCAAGUGGAACGUCAGCCAUCCAGCCGUGUCGACCUCCACCUUGACCACCAUCUGUGAGCUCUUCUACCGCCAAACUGCCAUUCCGCAUGUUGCAAUCGCCACGGGAAUCAUGAAUCUGCUCCAGGACGAUCUCAGAGAUUCCUCCGAGAUGUACCAGGACAAAUUGACUGAACUCCUAAGACUUUUCACCACUCAGCAAGCCUCUAGGUGGAUUGCCGAUGACACAUUCCUCAAUCUCUUGUAUUCCCUCUACAAAUUCACAUUUGCCGGCUACGGAGCCCUAGCCUUCACGGAACGCCUUGCCAUCUGGACGCCCAUUGUCAAGACACUCCUGCCCAAGGGUUUCGGUGUCUACAGUGAUCUCCUGAUGAGCCUGGUGGCGGGAACGAUCAACAAAAUGCAGUUCCAGAAUGAUCAGAACGAAGGCUUCCUGGAACUCCUGGACAACAAUACCCUGGACGAUGAUCUGGAGACUGAGUGGCAGCACUUCCUCUCCCAGUGCAUAGAAACAGUCGCACUGAUCGCCGAAGGCAGCCCAGAGCCCGUUCUCGAAAUUGUCCUCAAUGCCUGGAAGGCUUCCUUCGAAGUGUUCCUUGUGAUAGAAAAAGCCAUAAUCAAUGAGUCCAGCAUCUGGACUAGCACUUCCAAAUGUCACUACAUCCACUGUGUCCUCCGCGAUCUCUCAAGUCUCUGUCAAACCCUCUCACGUCUCGUGCCCAUCAUCGAAUCCUGCUCAGAAAGAGUCUCAGAAUUCGUCCUGACCGUAGCCAUCAGCCUCGUGCUGACAGUCAAAUUCCUGGCCACGAAGAAGCCCUACAAGAUGCCAACGUUCAAUGAGGAAAUUCAGUCGGACUUUGCAGAGACUCUGGCUCAAAUGCUGGCUGCUCUCCGCGGAUUGUUGCCCUGGUCGACGGUGCUGAAGUUCGAUGCUUCAGUCAAUUCCCUGAUUGACGUCGUGGUGCAGAUUCUGCUGCCCACGGAAACGCCAGAGCCGAAGAUUGUGACUCUGGCUGCUGCUCAAUUGCUCCUCAGCAUCAGCUCAAUCAUGCGGCCGAAUGGGCUGCAGGAGCAGAGUGGGAUGCUGCAGAUGAUUCAGGCUGGAAGGAACCUUCCGCAUCUCGACAGACAGACUAGUCAACUUGUUUUUCAGUCAAUAUGCAACUGUUUGAUUUUGCCACAUCAGCAAAAUCUUGCUUCCGGCAAUCAGCAGGAAUUUCUAAGUCAACGAGCUCAUCGGCUCAGUGAAUACAUUAAUAGCCUAGCCAAAGAUAUCUUGGCUGUGGCGCCUCAGACUCUCCCAGGGAAAGUCACUGAGAUUGUUGUGUCUUCACUGCCGAUCCUUCGAGAAAUCCUCGAUUACUAUGAAAGUUCAGCGUCGAUGACGAAGCAACUUCUGCUUUCGGCGUUUCGAGGAAUUCUCGAAAAGAGUCUGCAGAUUUACAAUGAAUACUAUUCAACGUGUCCAGACAUUACGGAUGCAGUGCUGUCCUUUGGAUUCAGUGUUAUCCGGACACUGCAGAUUCAAUUGGGAACGGAAUAUGUGAGACAUAUUCUGGGGAUAUUUUUGAAUGCAUGCACGAAGAAUAGUUUUACAGAGUCCAGGAUGAAGUCCACGGAGACUCUGCUGCAGAUUCUGUGUUUGAUUGUCAAGACAUCGGGAGCUGGGGUACUUUUGCCGGCAAUUCUGGAACUGACGCUGGAUCAUUUGGUGCCUUUUCUGGUGCAGGAGAGCAACUGGGCGAGCAAAUCGGACAUCGUGGCGACGCUCUAUGAGCUGUUCGAUGGGAUUUUGAUUAAUCACUGGAACUACUUCUACAAGACAAGCGUCCUGAGACGCCUGAAGACUGAUGCUGAAGUUGGUGGGACUGAAGGAGAGAAGAUACAGCAUGGAGAGAGAUUCUUGGCUAUUUUGACGAUGUAUGGGGAUGCUCUGGUGCAGAAUGAUCCGCACAUCUGUCAGAUUGUCCUGAAGAGUCUGCAGGCUGUUAAUGAGCACUGGAAGUUGUAUCAGAAGGAAGCAUUCCAGACGCACUUGCUGUCAUCAUUCCAGUACACCCUCAUUAAUUGUCUGCUGAUGCCCGAAGGGGCACUGUUCUAUGAUCAACUCAUGCAGACCCUCUUCACAAUGGGCCAAGUCAACAGUCAGACGCUCUAUCGAUCCUUCCUGGCGGCAGGUUUUGCUCCGGAAUCCCAGAUUGUCCGGGACAUUUGUGCUACGUCGGAUCUGCCGACAUUUUCAUUCCAAAUGGGUCACUUGAUUCAAGACACUCGCUGCGGACAGAAUUCCAAGGCAAUCUCUAAGCCGCUUCCGUGAUAAUCCCGGUGAAUCAUUCCUAAAGCCGAUGUGACCCAGAAUCAAUCAACACAACCAGUACUAAGAGUUGGAAGAACUCUGACUUUGCAGAAUCCCAACUAACCAUAAGCUCAUCAGGACUUUUCACAUCACUGGUUCGUGUAUUAGGAAGGCUUUGAGCAAAGACACUUUUUACUUGAAAAUAAAGUCAGUAAUUCCAAACGGAGAAA
This is a messenger RNA of Phlebotomus papatasi, 3518 nucleotides long. It is a transcript of the gene ebo, whose product is annotated as exportin-6. Bases 214 to 3309 code for a protein of 1031 amino acids. NCBI's taxonomy places the organism in Eukaryota, Metazoa, Arthropoda, Insecta, Diptera, Psychodidae. Gene Ontology annotation, biological process: protein export from nucleus. The record is from RefSeq and is a predicted model, not a curated record. The transcript is spliced from 3 exons. Gene Ontology annotation, molecular function: nuclear export signal receptor activity.